This is a messenger RNA of Bufo gargarizans (Asiatic toad), 3952 nucleotides long. RefSeq names its product abl interactor 1 (gene ABI1). The record is from RefSeq and is a predicted model, not a curated record. The coding region runs from base 103 to 1617 and encodes 504 amino acids. NCBI's taxonomy places the organism in Eukaryota, Metazoa, Chordata, Amphibia, Anura, Bufonidae. The transcript is spliced from 12 exons. Gene Ontology annotation, molecular function: SH3 domain binding. Gene Ontology annotation, cellular component: intracellular anatomical structure; lamellipodium.
UAGACGAAAGCGAGGCUCGGAAUCCCAGAAUAGCUGGCGGGCGGGUCUGGGCUCAGCUGUCUGUCCUCGGCUGUACGAGGGAGAGAUGCACAGGGCUGGAAGAUGGCAGAGCUGCAGAUGCUGUUAGAGGAGGAGAUCCCCGCCGGUAAGCGGGCGCUGAUCGAGAGCUACCAGAACCUCACCCGAGUGGCGGAUUACUGCGAGAGCAACUACAUCCAGGCUCCAGACAAGAGGAAAGCAUUAGAAGAGACCAAGGCCUACACCACCCAGUCCUUGGCAAGUGUUGCCUAUCAGAUCAAUGCAUUGGCCAACAAUGUUCUGCAGUUGCUGGACAUCCAGGCUUCCCAGCUGCGGAGGAUGGAGUCCUCCAUCAAUCAUAUCUCCCAGACUGUGGACAUCCACAAGGAGAAGGUGGCCCGCAGAGAGAUUGGCAUCUUAACCACCAACAAGAACACUGCCAGGAGCCAUAAGAUCAUAGCUCCGACCAACAUCGAGCGUCCCGUCAGGUACAUUCGAAAGCCCAUAGACUACACGGUGCUUGACGACGUAGGCCACGGAGUGAAGUGGCUAAAAGCCAAGCAUGGAAGUAACCAGGCAGCAAGAACUGGAACUCUGACCCGGACAAAUCCUCCUACACAGAAGCCACCCAGUCCACCCAUGCAGGGUCGGGGUACCUUGGGGCGGAAUACCCCAUACAAAACCCUGGAACCCGUCAAACCUCCUACGGUUCCUAAUGAUUACAUGACCAGUCCGGCUCGGCUCGGAAGUCAGCACAGUCCAGGCAGGACCGCAUCUCUGAAUCAGAGACCAAGAACACAUAGUGGAAGCAGUGGAGGAAGCGGUAGUCGAGAAAACAGCGGCAGCAGCAGCAUUGGCAUUCCUAUAGCUGUGCCAACACCUUCACCUCCAACUAUCGGGCAAGGUGUCUCUGGUGGUCCCACACCUUCACCACCACCUCCUCCACCGCCACCACCUCCACCCCCUCCACCAGUUGGCGGUGGCCCGGCUCCCAGCUCCCAGUUUGGCUCUAUGGCAAGACAGAUCUCUCGGCACAACUCGACCACGUCUACUGCUUCUUCUGGGGGAUACAGGCGGACGCCUUCUGUGACCUCCCAGUUCUCAGGUCAACCUCAUAUCAAUGGUGGGCCCUUGUACUCUCAAAACUCAAUUUCUAUCGCUUCUCCCCCUCCCCCAAUGCCUCAAUUGACUCCACAGAUACCUCUCACAGGCUUCGUGGCCAGGGUGCAAGAAAACAUUGCCGAUAGUCCUACACCACCACCUCCGCCCCCACCUGAUGAGAUACCAAUGUUCGAUGACUCUCCCCCGCCACCACCACCACCCCCUGUAGACUACGAGGAAGAAGAAGCUGCUGUGGUCCAAUACAACGACCCGUAUGCAGAUGGAGAUCCGAUAUGGGCUCCUAAGACGUAUGUUGAGAAAGUUGUUGCCAUUUACGACUACUCAAAAGACAAAGAAGACGAGCUGUCCUUUAUGGAGGGAUCGAUAAUCUACGUCAUCAAGAAGAAUGACGACGGCUGGUAUGAAGGGGUCUCCAAUGGAGUCACGGGCCUCUUCCCCGGAAAUUAUGUUGAAUCAAUCAUGCACUAUGCGGAUUAAUGUUUUUGCCUCUUCAUAUAACUUUUUUUUUUUUUUUUUUCCUCCCCCUCUAAAUUCAGUACUACGUGUAAUCAGAUUUUAAAGUUCAAUUUAAGAAAUAAUGUCUCUGUACAAAUAAAACUAUUUUUAACCCCUUUAGUGUCGGAGACCUGCUCCUGCACCAAAAGGGUCUAGACUAAAUUAAUCUAGAGAAUAAAUUACCCAAAUGCCUCAAGGCCAAUUGGUUCAUGGACCUAACAGACCCGGCCCCAGUUUACGCCUCUUUAUUACUAUUCUUUCUUUAUUUUAAUUUUUUUCGGAUCAGUACUUCAUUGGGAAGUAGGGUUUCACGUGUAAUAACUCGAUCAGUCAUCUUGUGCCACUGACCUAUGUUUUUCAUGCAGCAUGAAAACUAACACUACGUUAGGCUACCAUUUGGACUUCCGAAUCGAUGCUACUGCUGGUUGUAUUUCCUUUCUUAAUAACUGCUCAUUCUUUUAGUAUGGAAACUAAAAUCAGUUUUUAACGCAUGCGUACAAAAAAAGAAAAAAUCCUUUUAUGUACCGAAAUAUUUUUAAAAAAAAUCCGCAAUGCUUCCAAAAUACUUCUUUUAAAUACUCACCGGUUUAAAAAAAAAAAAAAUUAAUUGUCUGUCUGUGUAAACGAUGCUGGUUGUAAUCUGUAUUUCGUCAUUCGUACCGCUUUAACCACGCGCCGGCCGUUUCGAAGACGCCACCCUUCAUCACAGUUGUAUUUCCCCGUUUUUUAAUGCUUGCAGCAAUGAUUGAUUUAUUGAUAUAUUUUCCAUAAGACGGAGCCGCAUCAUGGACAAUGAAGUGUUAACCUAAAGGCACAACUCCUCCGGAUAGUAGCACAGGAAGACGAAAAUCCUGUAUGCUUCUGGAAUUUUUUAUUUUAUUGGAAAUACCUGAUUUUUUUUUUAUUUUUUUUUAUCCUGUCUCUUAAUAAACUGUAUGUCUACAGCUCAGCGGUGCAGCUGCCAUCACAGCAUGUCUUAAACACCAUUGUGCGAGCGUUCGGACCUUUUUAAUAUGAGCUCAUUUUGUAUUUCGUGGUUGGGAUUGAUUGCGGUCAUGGGACCGGGUGGCAUGGCCUUGUCCUACGUGCCUAUGAGACCACUCUGAUGUCGGCACAACCAUGUCCUAAUGAUUCCAGCCUCUGCAGCCAGGCCUACAAAUGUAUAAUCUUUAAUCUAAUUUUUUAAUCUGAUUUGCUCUGCACUGUGGUCAUUGAUGUUAUUGACUUAAUGCUUUACCUGUGGGCGCAGCACUACCUGUCACACAGGUCUGGUAAGAAAAGUCCAUUUCUGCAGUUUUCAUGUGGGUGGAUUGUAAAUGUGCAGCAUGUAUGAGACUAUGUGAUGUUCAAUGCAAUGUUAUAAAAUGUACAUAUAUCUGCAUUUAGACAUUUUUAUUUUCUAUUCUCUAAUUCCUCCCCCCCCCACCCCCACAUGCAGUUCUGUAUGAGCAGGGAGCGUCCCGUGCCUCUGGCGUCCAAUUAAUUAUAUAGUGUAAGGGUCCCCGAUCCGGCUCAGCUGGCCUAACCUGAAAUUCCUCUCCAUGCAACAACAUGGGGCCCACGCCUUGCAUCCUGUCCUUAUGAAUCAGGUGAAGGGGAUGAAGACAAAGGGAAAUUUUGUAUGAAGUGUUCAGAUUUACUGGAGACGCCUUUAGGCUGCACAGAAAAGAGGACCAGUCGCUCCUCCUCCGCUUAGUAAAUACUUGCCUCAGAAUUAUUUUGUAAAAGAAUACAGCUUUUCUUUUGAAACUUUGUUUCCUGCAGUACCUCUAUUAUUCCUCCGGCAAUAACUAAAUUGACAACUGGGUGUUGGUGAUGGCCGUGUCACCUGCAGAUCUCAAAACAAAUUCCAUGUGGAGUUCUGUGCGUUUCCACUCCAAAAACCACACGUGUUACUUGUGGUUUUACAUGGCAAAGGGUGAAAUCUGCACCGAAAAAACUAUCGCAUUAGGAAUUGACAUGCUGCAGAUUUCAAUUUCUGCAUCAAGUCUCGUACUCUUUGCAGAGGUACUGUAUUACACUGUUUAUUACGCACAAAAUAACCGCAUGUAAUCACAACGUGUGCAGGUAGCCUUAAGCUAAUUUCGGAGUAGCGUGCCCACCCAGUGUGGGGUGUGAUUUCCCCAUUAUGGACAUUGACCCUUUCACAACACUGCACAGCAUUCUAGUGAUUUAUAAUGCUGUGUGCAUCUGCCUGACCUUGCGUCUACUGAAUUAGGGCUCUUGCGGCCCUGCAAUAUUUGGUCUUCGGCCAUUUGUGCACCUCAUCGUGGAUGGUGACCCAUUCACUAUGGAGUGCUUCUGUAGUUUUCUGUCU